This is a messenger RNA of Syzygium oleosum, 1493 nucleotides long. RefSeq names its product protein DECREASED SIZE EXCLUSION LIMIT 1. Gene Ontology annotation, molecular function: protein binding. NCBI's taxonomy places the organism in Eukaryota, Viridiplantae, Streptophyta, Magnoliopsida, Myrtales, Myrtaceae. The record is from RefSeq and is a predicted model, not a curated record. The transcript has 13 exons. Bases 312 to 1460 code for a protein of 382 amino acids.
UCCACGCUCGCUGCAGAGGACAGCGAAGGUACGAGGCAGGGCAGAGCAGAGCGGGGGACGUCGACCGUGCGUGAUUUCUUGGUCGGGCGACGCAGGCCGGCGACGACGGGGAGCCAGGCGCGGCUGCCGGAGAGCCAAGGGGGGCGGCACAAAAGGAGGAACGUGAGUGAGAGAGAGAGAGAGAGAGAGAGAGAGAGGCCGAGGAAGUUUCUCUUCGCUCGGCAAGCUGAUCGUUCACCGAGCAGCGCCGGCGAUCUCUUCCGACAGCGACGAUAGCCGCGGCCGCCGCCGCCGCCGCCGCCGCGCCCUCGAUGAGUAAGCGGCCUCCCCCCGAUCCCGUCGCGGUGCUGCGCGGUCAUCGCGCCUCGGUCACGGACGCUUGCUUCCACUUCUCUCGCCCCUUACUCUUCACUGGUGCUUCGGACGGCGAAUUGCGGAUUUGGGACACCACUCAGCGACGGACUGUUUCGUCUUCUUGGGUGCACAGUGCGGUUCAUGGGAUCAUCUGCGUCGCUACCAGCCCUGUACUUGGAGCUGAUAAGAUUCUCAGCCAGGGAAGGGAUGGGACAGUUAAGUGCUGGGACAUUGAAGAUGGUGGCCUAUCCAGAAAUCCCCUGCUGACUAUCAAGGCAAACUGUUAUCACUUUUGCAAGCUUUCCUUGGUGAAGAAGGCUUCUGCUUGUGUAAGGCCUGCUGAAGAGUCUGCACAUUUCCAAGACGUGGGAGUUGGAGAAACUUCCAAUUCAGAAGCCGGAAAUGGCAUUGGAGGACGGGUUGAGGGAAGUCAAGCAGAGUGUUCCCAUGCCUCUGAAGGUCCCAUCUACGUAGCUAUAGCAGGGGAGCAGACUUCACAGGUCGAAAUUUGGGAUCUUAGAAAUAAUCAAAGGUCAGUUCAACUACCUCCAGACAAUCUUGGAGCCUGCCAAGGGGUCUCAACUAAAGAAAGAGGUAUGUGCAUGGCAAUUCAAGCCUCUAUACCAUCUGGCUCACAGGGGUUCCUCAAUGUUUUGGCUGGUUACGAGGAUGGAUCAAUGCUGUGGUGGGACAUACGUAAUCCUCAGAUUCCAAUGACUUCUGUAAAGUUCCAUUCAGAGCCUGUUCUGAGCCUGUGCAUAGAUCAGUCAAACAGUGGGGGUAUCUCUGGUGCUGCAGAUGACAAAAUCGUAUGGUACAGUUUGGACCAUUCUCUGGGACGCUGUGUGGCUAAAACAGGAAUUAAUUUGGAGCGAGGUGGCGUCGCCAGCGCAUCAAUAAGACCAGAUGACAAAAUUGCUGCGACUGCUGGCUGGGAUCACAGAGUACGGAUAUAUAAUUAUCGCAAAGGAAGUCCUUUGGCAAUAUUGAAGUAUCACCAGGCAACGUGUAAUGCGGUUUUAUUCUCAACUGAUUGUAAGCUGAUGGCCUCUGCAUCAGAGGACACUAUGGUCGCGCUAUGGGAGCUCUAUCCUCCUCGUACUUGAAAAGGUAAUUGUGCAUUGUGCAAGGGUAGCUAG